Molecule: messenger RNA, 951 nt
Organism: Bufo gargarizans (Asiatic toad)
Lineage: Eukaryota; Metazoa; Chordata; Amphibia; Anura; Bufonidae
Product: olfactory receptor 11L1-like
Exons: 1
Coding region: 1-951 (316 amino acids)
Biological process (GO): G protein-coupled receptor signaling pathway
Cellular component (GO): membrane
Molecular function (GO): olfactory receptor activity; G protein-coupled receptor activity
Source: RefSeq, a predicted model, not a curated record
AUGCUUCAUUCAGUUCAGAAUAUGCUUCAACCAAAUAUUUCCAUAAUUACGAAAAUCCAUUUGUUAGGAUUUCAAAGCUCAAAGAAUGUAAAUUACGUUCUCUUUACAAUUUUCCUUUUGAUCUACUAUCUGACGUUAUGUGGAAACCUCCUCAUGGUAACCCUGGUGACACACAUCAGAGAACUUCACCAGCCCAUGUACUUUUUCCUCACACAACUGUCUAUAGCUGACGUCUUACUGACCACAGACAUUGUCCCUAGUCUGCUCCAUGUUCUACUGCAUAAAGUUGGGAUCAUUUAUUUUGUAGGUUGCAUUGCUCAGUUUUUUAUAUUUGCGUUCUGUGAGGGUUCAGAGUGUUUUCUUCUAACAGUCAUGUCUUAUGACAGAUAUUUGGCCAUCUGUAACCCAUUGCGGUAUACCACCAUCAUGAAUCGCAAUUUGUGCCUGAAACUGGUCAUUAUAAGUUGGUUGUUGGGUUUUUCUUUGUCGACAGUUGAAAUGGCAUCAACAUCCUCCUUACAAUAUUGUGGACCAAACACCAUUGAUCAUUUCUUCUGUGACCUGAUGCCAAUACUCGAACUAUCGUGUUCAGAUACCAGUGGUGUCCAGUUGGAAAUUAUGUUAAUAUCUGCCCCAGUUCUUUUAUGUGCUUUUAUGAUAAUUAUAAUGUCCUAUAGUUAUAUCAUCUUUGUCAUCCUGAAUAUUCCUUCAUCUACUGGUAGACAGAAAGCCUUCUCCACCUGCAGCUCCCACCUCACUGUGGUCUCCAUAUUCUAUGGAACAUUAUUUGGUGUUUAUAUACUUCCAACCAAAGGACAAUCAUUAAAUAUAAAAAAGUUUCUAUCAUUGCUGUACACUGUUGGGACUCCAUUGAUAAAUCCAGUGAUAUACAGCUUAAGAAACUCACACAUCAUUAAAGCUUUUGGGACAUUUAAAAGUAAUUUCUUGUAA